GGGAGUAAAUCAACAACAAAUAAUUUAAACAUAUUAAAAACGAUUUAAUUUAAAACGCAACAUCAAUCUAAAUUAUUUAACUAAACAAAAAACACUGCUAGAAUUUAAGUCGUAAAGGAGAACAAACUGAUAAAGGCCCAAAAGGGGCGAAAAGAAAGUGAGAGACGGAAAGAGAAGCAAGAAGAGCAGAAUAAAACCGAUUAAGCAACAAUUGUGCCGCAAAAAAAGUGUGAAUAAAAAAUAUAUACUAAAAAUAUAACGGUAACAAUAAAGAAAACAUUUAAAACCAAAAAUCUACAAGAAUUCUAUAAGUUUUAAGUCAAGUUUUACACAGACCUACAACAACAACACCAGCAAUUUAACUUAGCCAAUAAAUUUAAUAAGAAAAACAAUAAGUUAGUGAAAAAUAAACGGAUUAAUACAAUAUAUAUAGAGAACGCAUAACAAAUUUAAAACUGCGGCCUUGUGCCAAAGAAACAGUUUUUAUUUUUUCCAAUAAAGCAUUGUUUUUUACUAGUUUUCAAUUCAGUUUUUUUUAUAAGUGUACCUAGUGAGAAAUGUUAAAAGUCUAAAACAGCAAAAGCAACUGCAACAAACGGAAGUAAAACGGAGAAAAGAAAAACAAAACAAAUUCAAAGAAAGAUUUAACAACUCUGUGAUAAUUACUGUAAAUUUAUAAAUUUAAAUAAACAAAAAAAAGAAAAAAACGCAAAGAAAAACCACAAAAAAAUCUCUAAUGGAAUGAAAGGCAAAACCCGUAAUUUUUAACAAUAGGCGAAGAAGGAGCGAAGGAGUAGGCGAAGAUAACAGAAAAACAUCUUAAACCAACAACAACAACUUUACACUUAAGAGCAAAUGCAAAUGAAAAGAUAAAAAACAUUGAAACAAAUUCGUGAUAUCUUAAAGGACUUCGAUACAUAUAUACUAUAGUAUAUUAUAUAUUAUAUUAUAUAAACUAUUAAACUAAGCUUAAAUCUAGUAAGCGAGAACCGAGAAAACAAAACAAAGGAAUAAGUGAAAAAUAACAAAACCAACCAACAAAAAGCAAAAUAAAAACCCUAGGUUAUAAAAAGACUUCAAAACGCAUUCAAAAAAAAUAUAUAUUUAAACAAAACAACAUAAAUCGUAGGCUUAAAGUUCAACAUAGUAAAUGAGCGAGGAUAACUUCACAUAACGGGUAUCCUAUAUCUAUUAUAUAUAUUAAAAACAAAAACCUUAAAACUCAUAAUUUUUGCUUAGUGAAUAGUAAAUGAAACAGCAAUAAAACAGCAAAAAACAACAAACAAAUUAUACAAAUCGUGCAACCGAAAAGUAAUAGCAACGUACAGCGAAACAAAAGAGAAAAUCGAGACGAAGAUAUAGAGAGGGAGGAACCGGAAACGGAAGUCCCGGGAAGAAGAAGCAGCCGGAGAAUAAGAAGGAGAAUCGAACCUCGUCCCCAAAAAUCAUCGUUGUACUAAGGGUAUUCGAAAGUAAUUUAAAAUUAAAUCACUACUACUUCCUAUAAACCACAACGAUUGCCUACAAAAUAUAUAUUAUAUAUAUGUAUACUAUAUAGAAAACAAAAAACAAUAUAAUCAAGCAAAACACACAAAAUAUUCAAAUAUCAAACAAAAGCUAAUCUUACCCAAAAGUAAAAAGUAUUCCCAGUGUAUUUUUCUAGUAAAACUAAAGUAAAAAUAUAAAAAAAUCAACCAAAACCAUUUCAAACAAAAUGCAAUAAUUCAAUAAUAAUUCAAAACUCGAAAAAAAAAAAACAAAAAACACCAACGGCAGCAGCUGGUAUGCAUUUUCAUCGUAAAUCAACAAUAUUUUGAAUACACAAAACGAUCAAAAAAAAUAUAUAAAAAAAACAAAAACAACUUUGGAAACAAAACCUAUAACAGACCCAGGAAGGAACUUCAAACUACCAAAACAAACCAACAACGUUACAAUAUUUGUCGGCAUUUUUUACAACAAAAAAAAAACACACACAACAAGGAACACAAACAAACCAACAACAGCAAAGGAAAGCUAAGAAAUACAACCAUUUUUUUGUGGGGCAUGCCCUCGAGAAAAGACAACAAUUUUUAUUAACUUCGAAGACAAGGAAUUUCAGUGCCUCUUGUGCCAGUGUUUAGCCAAAAUAUAUAUACACAAAAAACAAAACAAACAAAAACUAAAAAACAAAUACGUAUUUAUUGCUUAGUUUUUUUCUCUUUGAUAUAAAAAAUUAAAAUAAAAACUAAAAAAAAAUUUAAGAAAAUACCCUAAAGAGCAAACAAAAGUGAGAUCAAUAAAUCUGUUUUCGGUCAUUUCUCGCGCUUUCUUCAAGUUCGACUUUCGUUCCAAUCGACUUUCGUUUCGGCAUUCGCAUCCAUUAUCGGGUUAUACCACUGACCACCCAAUACCAAUAACAAUUGCAAUCACCAUCGCCAAGAACCAGUCUCCAAUUUGCUAGUCCUUAUCAGCAUUUUUCUUUGUUUGUUAAUAUCCAAUAUCAAUCAAUUCAACAUGAAUACGCAAUCGAAGGUGUACCGCACCGGCGAAGAAAUCUAUGACAACUUGCCAUGCGAUGGUUACUUCAACAUUAAUGCCAUUCGCAACCUGGGAAUCCCGACUACAUUUCCGACCAUUGGAACCUUUACGCUUGAUUCAACAACGCUGGGAUUGCAGCCGCAAGGUCAGGGACCGUCGGCUCAGCAGCAACAGCAGCAGAAUAUGCAUCACCAUCAGCAACAGCAGCAGCAGCAACACCAACAACAGCAGCAGCAGCAUAUGCAGCAGCAACAUCAGCAGCAGCAGCAACAUCAACAGCAGCAGCAACAUCAGCAACAGCAGCAACAACAUCAGCAGCAGCAACAGCAUCAGCAGCAGCAGCAGCAACAACAUCAAAGCAUUGGAAUGUUUGAUGCCAACGAGGUCAACGAUGUCAUCCAGAAUCCUCCUCAAAUCGGAGUAUUCCAAUCUAAUAGCGUUUUGACUAACGGAGCUGGGAGUUCCUCUUCUAUCUUUGGCUCCCAGUCAAGCAAUUCGUCGGCUGCAGCUGCGGAUCCCAGCCAGACCACCCGGGAAACUGGCAUCAUCGAGAAGCUGCUGCACUCCUAUGGAUUUAUUCAGUGCUGCGAGCGGCAGGCACGACUCUUCUUUCAUUUCUCGCAAUUCAGCGGUAAUAUUGAUCAUUUGAAAAUCGGGGAUCCCGUGGAGUUCGAGAUGACCUACGAUCGCCGCACCGGCAAGCCGAUAGCUAGUCAAGUGUCCAAGAUAGCCCCAGAGGUUGUUCUCUCCGAGGAGCGGGUCACCGGCACAGUGACCACCGAGCUGCGCACGGAUAGCGCUAAUAAUCUGCUCAACUCCAGCGAGACCACCGGUCGCAUUAGCUAUGAGAACCGAGGCGAAUGCUUCUUUUUACCCUAUACCAAAGACGAUGUGGAAGGCAAUGUCAACUUGCGCGCUGGCGACAAGGUCAGCUUUCAAAUCGCAACGAACCAAAGAGGUAAUCUAGGCGCCUGCCAUAUUCGCCUGGAGAAUCCGGCUCAGCCGGUCAAGUAUCGUGGCGUGGUUUGCUCCAUGAAGGAGUCAUUCGGCUUUAUCGAACGCGCCGAUGUGGUUAAAGAGAUCUUCUUCCACUUUUCGGAAGCCGAGGGCAAUGUGGAGCUGCGCCCCGGUGACGAUGUCGAGUUUACCAUCCAGACGCGGAGCGUAAGUGGCAGCGGCGAUCCGACCAACCCCAACAUCCUCCAAUCAAAAAUGCAGUCUGCCUCUGUGCCGCCGCAGGGCCGUGAAUUUGCGUGCAACAUCACGCGCCUAGCACCGGGAUCGGUUAUCUUUGAAGACGUGGACAGCACGGUGUACAAGGGCCAGGUGCUCAAGUCGCUCGAUCGCAACAAUCCGGUGCGCCAAAACAAUGAUCCCUUGCCGGGUCGCAUUCGUUACAGGGCUUUGGAUUAUUCCGAGGUGGAGGUUCCGUUCGGGGACAAGGAUCAGAAGGGUGACUUCACCUUGCGCCAUGGUGAUUGGGUGCAGUUUCUGCUUGCCACCGAUCGGCGCGAUCAGCUGCAGCGGGCCACAUCGAUCGCCCUGCUGGACGAGACCUUUAAGGUGUCCGGUGAGAAGCGGGAGCAGGGCACCAUUGCAUCCCUAAAAGAGGGCUUCGGCUUCCUGCGCUGCGUGGAGCGACAGGCUCGUCUAUUUUUCCAUUUUACUGAAGUUUUAGAUACGAGCCGCGAAAUCGACGUCAACGAUGAGGUGGAAUUCACUGUUAUCCAGGAGCCUGGAUUGGCCUAUAAUAACUCGCGUUUGCAGGCCAUACGCAUUAAACACUUGCCGCCCAAUUCAGUGCAAUUCGAAACCCUAGUGGUCAGCAACAUAGAGGGCUGCGUGACACGCGAGGCACCCAAGAGCCCAAUUAAAUCUCAAGAUCGCGUCGAGGGCGGUGUGAUUACCUACGAGAAUGCCGAUGUUAAAAAGACUAUUAUGUAUUUUCUUAAAGACUGCGAAAAACCACCAAGGAUUGGGGAGCGAGUACGCUUCGAUAUUUACAUGGUCAAACGUAACAAGGAGUGUAUAGCCGUUAACGUACAGCAAGUUUCGCUGCAGCAGCAGCAACAACAGCAGCAGCAACAGCAACAGUUGCUGCUUAAUCAGCCGAGCGCUGGGGGAAACCUUAACCAAAACGACCAGCUUUCAGGAUUGUCGAAUGGAAUCAGUAGCAGCAGCUCAAACGCCUCGCUGCAGAAUGGUUAUGUGAUGCACGGCAGCCCCGGUGGCAGCACCAGCAGCGUGGGCAGCAACAAUCCGGGCCACAUGGACGAUUUUAAGCUGGAGAACAACAAUCAUGCCGGAUCCGAGGCUGGGCAGGUGUACCGUGGCUUCAUAGCCGUAAUGAAGGAGAAUUUUGGAUUCAUUGAGACUUUGUCCCACGACGAGGAGGUUUUCUUCCACUUUAGCAACUAUCUGGGCAACCCCAACUGGUUGGAGUUGGGUCAGGAGGUGGAGUACACUCUGGCCCGCAACGGAAAUACAUCCGUUUCUGGAAACUGUCUGCCGGCGGAGAAUGUCCGCAUGCUGCCCAAGAACUCUAUUCCCCAGCCUGCUGUGCUGGACACCACCCACAAUGGUGUGGUGGCUCGUCCGCUGCGCUGCAUCAAUCCUGACCAGCAGGAGUAUGCCGGUCUAAUUGAGAUUCUCGACGAGUCACGCACCACUGUUAUUUCGCAACAUGAGUUCGGGAUCACAAGUCUGGUGAACAAGAGAGAUCUGCUUCAGAAGGGCGAUUUGGUUAGUUUCCGUAUCGAUGAAAGCGGUCGGGCAGCGAAUGUGAAUGCCGUGAGGCAGAAGAAACGCGCCACUGUGGACUCCAUCAAGGGACAGUUUGGUUUUCUCAACUUUGAGGUGGAGGACGGCAAAAAGUUGUUCUUCCACAUGUCCGAGGUGCAGGGCAAUACUGUCGCCUUACAUCCAGGCGAUACCGUGGAGUUCUCCGUGGUUACCAAUCAGCGUAAUGGAAAGUCUUCGGCUUGCAAUGUUCUGAAAAUAAACGAUCGUCCAGAUCGUCUGAUCUCGCGCCUCAAGCUCAACGGCGAUGAUACUGUGCCGCGCCUAAUACUCAUUCGUGCACCAAAGGGACCGCAGGGCAAAGGCUUUUCCGUUUUAGCGCGUCAUCCACGCAUUCCAGGCAACUUGGUGGAGUAGAGGGCUGCAAAUGUUACACAGGCAAGCCAGGAUAUUAGAUGCACAUCAAAGACAAUUACCUACAGCUAUAUAUAUUCUUGUACGCAAGCCAUAAGCGAGCAGGCUACCAAUCAACCAACUAACAGCAACGUGAACUUGUCGCCCUAUUCAUAUACACAAACAAUUAUAACGAAUAUAACCUUUAGAAGCAAAAAAACACUAUUGAAAACGAUCGUAAUUGAUAAUAAUUGAUAGCAAAGGCAUACAUUUAAUAUUAACGAAACUACUUAACGGCAACUCAACAAGAGAACUCUUCGUGUCUGAAAUCGAAACUUAUUUGUAAUAUUACCAACUAACCCUCCACCAUUGUAACACUUUGUUUUCAACUAGACUCAACCGUGAUUCGUGUUGUGGCCAGUUAGAAGCAAAAUGAAAUUGAAAUCCAAGUGUCUGAGAGAUGAAACCAAAACGUUUGUAUACGUAUACUAUUUUCUACUAGUUUGCUUUAAUUUUAAAUAAUUAAAAAACCAUUGCGAAAAACAAAACAAAGUGAGAGGAAGGAAACAAACAACAUAAUCUAUGAAGUAUUUAUUCUAGAAUGGCAACGAAAUCCUUGCAUAAUUGCGUUAGAAAUUGUAUAAAAUCAACACUCUCUAAAUACAUUUGUCUAUGGCCGGGAUAGUUCCUGCUUCUACUGUA
Molecule: messenger RNA, 6351 nt
Organism: Drosophila elegans
Lineage: Eukaryota; Metazoa; Arthropoda; Insecta; Diptera; Drosophilidae
Gene: Unr
Product: cold shock domain-containing protein E1
Exons: 9
Coding region: 2494-5673 (1059 amino acids)
Molecular function (GO): nucleic acid binding
Source: RefSeq, a predicted model, not a curated record